AUGGGACGUAUAUCGAUCGGAAAUAUUAUGUCACUCAUCACAUCUUUUCUUCAAGGUAAUAGAAUAACUUACUGCACGAGAUGUUGGUGCAUUGGACACUUGAGAGAUAAAUGUCAAGCAUCAUCUGCUCGAUGCCGUGUAUGUCUUCAAGAAAUUGCUGAAAAUCAAACGCACAUUAGUUCUUAUCAGCCACGAUGUGCUCAAUGUGAUGGAAACCAUCACUCGCUUAGUAGUCAAUGCCAAACUAUUAGAACAUAUAAGGCUCAUCUGAAAGAAGAAGUCGAUAAGGCAUUCUCAAGUGGUAUACUACGUCGAUUAGAACCACCAAAACAAACUCCAGAAUUUAAUUCUGAAGAUUUUCCAGCUAUAACUGGUCAAGCGCAACGUAUCAUACCUGUUUGGGGUAAUAAGCAUAUACCUCAGCAGCAGUCAACUUUUGAAUCAGCUAAUAUUGCCAAUGCUCUUACGGCACUUACUAAACAACUAACUAUUAUGACAGAUAAUAACCUAAGAAUGGAAAAGAAGCUCGACGAAACGAAUGUACGACUGAAUCAUGCAGCACAAAUGUCGGAAUCAUUACAAAAGUCUGUAAAAAAUAUACUACAAUCUCUAAAGGAUGUGAUGGCAAAGAUCGUUUAUCCAUUAUGCGAAUUGAAAAGAGUAGAUCCCGUCGGUAAAUAUCUUCCGUUUUCAACCAUUCUUGAUGAAUUAACAGCUGAUACCAAUAUGGAUAGGAAUGCAUUACAUGAAACAGCAACCGCCAAGUCAACUAAUGAUACAGUAACAUCAUAUGCUGUUGAUAAAUUAAACAACCAUGAAACAUAA
This is a messenger RNA of Rotaria sp. Silwood2, 825 nucleotides long. The record is from the annotation of a GenBank genome assembly. NCBI's taxonomy places the organism in Eukaryota, Metazoa, Rotifera, Eurotatoria, Philodinida, Philodinidae.